Messenger RNA from Harpegnathos saltator (Jerdon's jumping ant), 734 nucleotides. Its product is annotated as dynein light chain 1, axonemal. The record is from RefSeq and is a predicted model, not a curated record. Gene Ontology annotation, molecular function: protein binding. Lineage: Eukaryota; Metazoa; Arthropoda; Insecta; Hymenoptera; Formicidae. The transcript has 2 exons. The coding region runs from base 325 to 717 and encodes 130 amino acids.
UGUAAAUCUUGGAUAUAUUCAUAAUUUUUGCUAUAAUUUAAAUAUAAUUAAAGAAACAUUUAGGCUAAAGCGACAACAUGUAAAGAAGCUAUUCAAAGGUGGGAGGAAAGAACAGGACUCGUGGCGAGCGAACAAAAAGAGAUAAUUUUAUCUUUUCAAUGGCCUCCAAUCGAAAAGUUGGACAACAGUCUAGCGGCAUUGACCAAUGUCGAGUUUGUUAUCCUUUCCUGAAAUUACAAAGGAUCUUUAUAUGGAUCUUUUUUUUGAAAAUUAAUGAAUUAAUUUUCUGAAAAUAUUUUUAGAAAAUUGUCCUUAUCGACGAAUAUGAUUGAGAAAAUAAGCGGUAUUAGUACAUUGAAGUAUUUGAAGAUCUUGUCGCUAAGCAGAAAUAACAUUAAAACGUUCUCGGGACUAGAAGCAAUUGGAGAUCACUUGGAAGAAUUAUGGAUAUCUUACAACUUAAUCGAGAAGAUAAAGGGCGUUAGUGCACUCAAAGCGCUCAAGGUUCUGUACAUGGGUAACAAUUUAGUGAAAGAUUGGGCGGAAUUUAAUCGUUUGCAGGAGAUACCCAAUCUCCAAGAGCUGUUGUUCAUCAACAAUCCUAUAUGCGAGAAUAUGGAGACGGAAUCAUGGCGUAUGCAAGUUAUAAGACGAUUACCUGACUUGAAGAAACUCGACGCGAUACCGAUCGUGCACACAAUAGAUACAGGCGAAUGAAAGGCAGAACAUUUGGC